AUGGAUUCUAAGAUCCUCGCUGCUUCCAGCAAGCACCCAAAGCCCGUCGAUCACCUCUUUCAAUAUGGAACUGCGGGGUUUCGUAUGAAAGCCACCCUCCUCGAUUCAGUCGUCUUUCGUGUUGGCCUGGUCGCUGCGCUGCGCUCCCGAAAGCUCGGUGGGCAGACAAUUGGUGUAAUGAUCACAGCAUCACACAACCCUCCCGAGGAUAAUGGCGUGAAGCUCGUCGACCCCAUGGGCGAGAUGCUCGAGAACUCCUGGGAAGCCUACUCGACCGAACUCGCCAAUGCGAAAGACGAGGACGUUGUGAAGGUGUAUAGGAGCCUCGAGGAGAAAUUGAAGAUCAACCCAGACACAGCCUCUAGGGUUAUCUACGCUCGGGAUACGAGGCCAUCGGGUCCAAAACUAGUUCAAGCGCUGCUUGAUGCUUUGAAUGCUACUGGGACUGAGUACACCGAUUACAAGCUCCUCACAACACCACAAUUGCAUUACUUGACGAGAUGUACAAACACCGAGGGAACCCCACAGUCAUAUGGCGAAGUCAGUGAGAAGGGAUACUACGAAAAACUUGGAAAGGCCUUCAAGAGGGCCAUGAAGGGAAGAAAGACUGUUGGAAGCCUUACUGUUGAUUGUGCCAAUGGCGUUGGAGGCCCGAAGUUGGCGGAGCUCGUGAAGUAUAUACCAGCGGGCUCAGACGGUGGUGUUGACAUCAAAAUCAUCAAUGAUGAUGUACUGAAGGCUGAGGUUCUGAAUCACGAGUGCGGUGCGGAUUAUGUGAAGACCAAGCAACGAGCCCCGCCAACAUCAAAGGCAGGUAAUAACGAGCGUUGUUGCUCUUAUGAUGGCGAUGCCGAUCGUAUCAUUUACUACUUCAACGACCCUGAGCAUGGCUUCCGUCUUCUUGACGGUGACCGGAUUGCAACUCUUGCCGCGUCGUUCAUUGGUGACCUUGCCCGAGAAGCUGGACUCGCUUCAGAGCUCAAGAUUGGUGUUGUCCAGACUGCGUAUGCAAAUGGCGCCAGCACCAAAUAUGUCGAAAAGACGCUUGGUUUGCCAGUUGUCUGCACGCCAACCGGUGUAAAGUGGCUGCAUCACGCUGCGACGAAGUUCGACGUUGGUGUCUACUUUGAAGCGAAUGGCCACGGAACCGUAGUGUUCUCUCAGCAGGCCCUAAAGGCUUUCAGCACUAAAGAACCCGAAUCUCCUGCUCAAGCCAGUGCUUUGGAAACUCUUCGCGCACUUACAGAUUUGAUCAACCAGACUGUUGGUGAUGCGCUCUCUGAUAUGCUCCUCGUCGAAACGAUCUUGGCACAUAAGUCAUGGACUCCCAAGGAAUGGGAUCUGACCUAUACCGACCUCCCCAACAGAUUGGUACGAGUUGAGGUUGCCAAUAGAAACAUUUUCAAGACAACCAAUGCCGAGAGAACAUUGGUUGAACCUCAAGGCACACAGGACCGGAUUGACCAAUUGGUAUCCAAGUUCAAGGACGGAAGAUCGUUCGCAAGAGCUUCAGGCACAGAAGAUGCGGUCAGGGUGUAUGCGGAGGCAGCCACGAGAAGCGAGGCAGACGACCUAGCAAGCAAGAUUGCAGCUCUUGUCAAGCAUGAUGGUGGAAUGACUUCUUGA
This is a messenger RNA of Lachnellula hyalina, 1626 nucleotides long. RefSeq names its product Phosphoacetylglucosamine mutase (gene AGM1). Gene Ontology annotation, molecular function: magnesium ion binding; phosphoacetylglucosamine mutase activity. Bases 1 to 1626 code for a protein of 541 amino acids. The record is from RefSeq and is a predicted model, not a curated record. The transcript has 2 exons. Gene Ontology annotation, biological process: UDP-N-acetylglucosamine biosynthetic process; carbohydrate metabolic process. Lineage: Eukaryota; Fungi; Ascomycota; Leotiomycetes; Helotiales; Lachnaceae.